Molecule: messenger RNA, 1684 nt
Organism: Colias croceus (clouded yellow)
Lineage: Eukaryota; Metazoa; Arthropoda; Insecta; Lepidoptera; Pieridae
Product: membrane-bound alkaline phosphatase-like
Exons: 9
Coding region: 31-1563 (510 amino acids)
Biological process (GO): dephosphorylation
Molecular function (GO): alkaline phosphatase activity
Source: RefSeq, a predicted model, not a curated record
AUAAAUAAAAUUAAAGUUAUAGUUAAAGUGAUGAAAAUGAGGUUUUCUCUGAUUUUUGUUUUAAUUUUUUGUGCUUACGUAAAAUCAAGGAGUGUAAAUAAUAAAAAUGGCGUACCUAAAACACCAUUUGACGAGAAAAAUAAAGAUCACUGGAGGCUGCAGGCGCAAUGGACCUUAAGAUCAAAGAUAUCAAAACCGCAAAAUAAAAACAUAGCCAAGAACAUAAUCCUGUUCCUUGGUGAUGGUAUGAGCAUCACCACCCUGGCAGCUACCAGGGUCUACUUGGGUAGGAAGUACGGCCUCACGGGGGAGGAGGUGAAACUAAGCUUCGAGUCGUUCCCGCAUACUGGGUUAGCUAAGACGUAUUGUGUAGAUCACAAUGUAGCAGAUUCAGCUUGCAGCGGAACAGCCUACCUCAGUGGGGUGAAAGCCAACAGUCAGACUGUAGGACUUAGUGCUGCUGUCAAACGAGGGGACUGUGAGGGACAGCGCAAUGCUGCUAAUUCUGUUACUGGCUUGACUGAUUGGGCACAGAAGGCCGGGAAGGCUACAGGUAUAGUAACAACCACGCGGGUCACGCACGCGACGCCGGCGUCUGCGUACGCGCACUCCGCUGACCGACGGUGGGAGGCAGACGCUGACCUGCCGAAGCAAGGCCUGCGCUGUGACGACAUCGCGACGCAACUCGUGAGAGGUCGUGUUGGCAGUCAUGUUGAUGUUGUCUUUGGUGGCGGUAGAAAGAACUUCAUGCCAAAAACAGAAAAGGAUAACAAAGGUCAACCCGGAUACAGGCGUGAUAACAAAAACCUCAUUAGAGAAUGGCUCCUUACAAAAGAAUCAUUGGGAUACAAACCCACGUAUAUAAGGAACAGAAAAGAAUUGUAUAAUCUAGAUGUCGAUAAAUAUAAUAGCGUUCUAGGAUUGUUUUCACAUGAUCACAUGCCAUAUCAUCUAGAGGCUGAUGAUGAUGAUCCAAGUCUCAGUGAAAUGACACAGAAAGCUAUUGAAUUGCUGUCUAGAAAUAAGAAUGGAUACUUCCUGUUUGUCGAAGGUGGUCGUAUAGACACAGCUCAUCACGAGACCAAAGCCCGUAAAGCUCUCGACGAAACCUCAGAAUUCGCGAAGGCAGUUGAGAUGGCCCUCCGCCUGGUGAAUACAGAGGACACCCUCGUCAUUGUGACGUCAGACCAUAGUCACACGAUGACGUAUAGUGGCUACAGUGAACGGGGCACUGAUAUUUUGGGCCUGGUUAAUAAUAAUAAGGUGAACGCUUCUGACGAUCUCCCCUACACCACUCUGAGUUACGCAAAUGGCCCUGGUUAUAAGCCCCACGAAUCCUUUAGGAGACACAACCUUAUGUUAGAUGAUAUGAACAGCUUGAACUACACAUACCCAUCACUGGUCCCAAUACCCCGGGAGACCCACGGGGGUGAAGAUGUCGCUGUCUUCGCUAUUGGUCCCUGGUCCCAUAUUUUUAGCGGGAAUUAUGAACAAAACUACAUUCCUCAUGCCAUAGCAUAUGCAGCAUGCAUCGGUUCGGGCUUGACCAUGUGUGAAUUAUGAUAGACAUUAUUAGAUAGGUGUUAUUAAUUUAUUGAUUUUUAUCGAUAUUGUGCUCAAUUGAAGGGGGGGAAAUUAGGUAUACUGUAUUAGAAUAAUGCUGUAUUAUAAUGUAGGCUCAGGA